Messenger RNA from Eufriesea mexicana, 1053 nucleotides. Its product is annotated as non-homologous end-joining factor 1. Lineage: Eukaryota; Metazoa; Arthropoda; Insecta; Hymenoptera; Apidae. The record is from RefSeq and is a predicted model, not a curated record. Gene Ontology annotation, molecular function: DNA end binding. Gene Ontology annotation, cellular component: nucleus; DNA ligase IV complex. Gene Ontology annotation, biological process: double-strand break repair via nonhomologous end joining.
UGGAUAAAAACAACGAACAUGAUAUGUAAUUAGUGUAAACAACGCAUCAUGUGGAACAGCAUAAAAAUAAAUAAUGAUAUUUAUAUGAUUUCUGUUAUACAAAAAGAUGAUACAACUAAAAUCCUUUUAACUAAUCUUAUUGAAAUAUGGAAAGAAACAUUAACAAAAGAACUUAUUUUAGAUAGAUGCAAGAAAUUAAAUCCACUUUUAUGUGUUGAAGCUCUUGAUUAUAAUGAUAUAUUUAAAAUUUUUGAUAAUAUGUCAAAAUGUAUUGUUGAAGCAUCUAUAGAACAAAUUAAAUUACGUAUUGAAAUAGAAGGUGGUUCAAUGAAAUUUGCCAUAAAUUUUAUAAAAGGCACCUCUCAAGACUUCUGGGAAAUUAUAACUAAACCAUUAUGUAUAUCAUCAAUGGAAAUUAUUCGUCAGCACAAAUUUCUUUUAGAUUUAAUGAAAAAGAAGGAUGAAGAAAUUGGUGAAUAUAAAGCAGAGGGUGCUGAGUUAAUAAGAAAGAAUAUAGAAACAAAACCUUUUAAAGAAGACCAAUUAAAAAUAGCAAUUCCUACUCCAAAUAUUGUUGAUUGUACAAAUGCAUUCCAAAGAAUGGUGGAUUUUUAUAAUGAACUUAAUUUAUAUAAAUGUACUACAACUUCUAGAGAACCUACAAGCAGUAAUAAUAGGAAUGAUGAAAUAGAAAAAAUAGAGCAAAAUAUAACUAGUCCUGUUCAAGGUGAUAAUAAUUGUGCACAUGAAAUGGAAAAUGUUUCUAUACCAAGAAAUAUAGAAACUACACAUUCAGAAGAUAAAAAACAAAGUAAAGAUACAAUUAACAAGAAAGUAACUAGUAAUAAGAAAGGAACUGCAAAUAUGGUAUAUAGGCCUAUUAAAAAGUUAAAAAAAGAGCCUGUACAUCUAUCUAAAAUGUUACUUAGAUGGAAAAACAGUAAAAUAAAAAGGGAAAGGUCGAAAGAAAGUAAUUACUUCUGUUCUGACUGUAACGAUAACCCUGGUUUGUUUUUACGGCAAUGUUUUAGGAAGUAUCAUAUUAUUAUAUGA